UCCCUGGCGGAGCACCUCCGACCUAACAACACUAUUAUUGUAUGACCCUCCUGGCAGGUACGGUCCGCUACGAUGAGGCUCCGUUUGGCCGGAGCUGUCCUGCUAUCGGCGGCCGCCUAUUACGUCUACCUGCCGCUACCGAGCGGCGUGUGCGAGCCGUGGAAACUGAUGCUGCUGGACGCGCUUUUCCGGAGCUUCAUGAAGGCGAGUGACGUGGCUCACGCAUUGGGCAUGUGCCACCGUGUCCACCUGUUAAACAAGGUGGUGUCCUGGGUGGAGGUGGUGGAAGCUCGCUCCUGCUCUACCGUGCACGUGACAGACACCCAGCUAGGAGGCGUGCCCACCCGAGUGUUUCAACCAAAGAAUGGAAAGAAGCUGAAAAGAGGAGUACUUUACUUCCACGGUGGAGGCUGGGCACUGGGCAGUGGACGAAUGCGCUCCUACGACCAUCUCUGUCGGAAAAUGGCGGAGGAUCUGGAUGCUGUCAUCAUGUCUGUCGAUUAUCGUCUUGCUCCAGAGGCAGUGUUCCCAGACCAGUACCACGAUGCUUUAGCAGCAUCACGGGCCUUCCUGUCCGCCGAGGUUUUACAGCGCUACAGCGUCGAUCCAGAGAGAGUUUGUGUAUCUGGAGACAGCGCCGGGGGAAACCUUGCCGCUGGUGUGGCGCAGGAGCUAGGCUCAGAUGAAACUCUAAAGGUGAAGUUUAAGGCCCAGGCGUUGAUCUACCCUGUGCUUCAGGCACUUGACUUCUAUACUCCGUCGUACCAGCAGAACCAGGCCGUGCCCAUCCUCUACCGGCCCAUCAUGGCUCGUUUCUGGCUGCAGUACCUGGGUGCCGACCCGUCCAUGGAGCCCAUCCUGCUGGCUAACAACCACAGCUCUCUGGACCAGCUGGGAGUCAGCGCUACAACCCGCUCUAAGCUGAACUGGACUUCUUUACUGCCAGCUGAGCGCAGGAAGAACUUCCAGCCAGUUUUUAAAGAUACAGGAUCACCAGAUGUGGUGGCCAAGGUACCGGCGCUGAUGGACGUGAGGGCGGCACCACUCCUGGCAGAGCAGGGAACUCUGGGUAGGACACCUAAAGCGUAUGUGAUGACUUGUGAGUUUGACGUGCUAAGGGAUGACGGGCUGAUGUACGCCAGACGCCUGCAGGAUGCCGGUGUCGCAGUGACCAGUGACCACUAUGAGGAUGGUUUCCAUGGCUGCAUGGUGUUUGCAUACCUGCCGAUGAUGUCGAAUGUAGGAUGGAGGAGCAUGAACAACUACAUCCACUGGCUGGACCGGAAUCUGUGAACAAACCAAUUGCUGUGUUUUGCAGCAGAAAUCUGGAAGCUAUUUAGGUAUAUAAAAAAAGAGCCAUGUGUGAGCGGAACAUCACAUCUUUAACACGACAGGUUUGAUCCACUGUGUUGAUGCUGCUUUUGAAAGGAACAUUAGCACAUCACAAAGGUUAAAAUCACUGGACAUAAUGACUUAAUUCAAAUCAAGGUGGAAGCUUGUCUUUAAACCAAAACCACCUCAUUUGUUGGGACCAAAGAAAGAGACAUUUAAUAAGAGAAACAUUUUUCAGCACAAACCUUUAAAGAAAGGCAAAAUAUUUAAGUCUUAUUAUUUUCUGCUAUUAUUUAUUGAGAGAAAUGAAAGAGAUGAAAGAAAUUAAAGAAGAUUUUGGGAAACAGAGACCAAGACAGGCUAGCUGAAUCUACACUGGACUUCAAAAAUGUUCUAACUUAAUUAAAAAUAAUAUUAAUAAUCAAAAAGAAACUAUUCUCAUGUACAUGAAGUAGCUAUUAGGAUAUAAUUACAAUAUAAUGUGACCUUUAAAUGCAGUGAUUACCUGUCUCUAACCACUCUGGGGGAUCCUUAAAAAGCUCUGGUUUAAUCAUGAUAACAGAACAAGGAAUACUCAGGUUUGUUUGCUGGUUCAAGUAUUUGUUUAGCAAGUCAGGGCAGUGGGAAUUUGAGUGGGAAUUUGAGAACCCAGCAAUGGCAUCCCUGAAACUUUGUGAUAUUAAUUUAUUGGGAAAAAUAUUUAAAGUGCUUUUUGCUUUUUUUUCUCAUCAAAGUAGUGUAAAUAUGGUCAGAUUCUAGUGAAUGUGUCCUAUUUUUCUUAAUUUCAAGAUGUUUUCCAGCAAAGUGAAGGAAAGGAUCUCAGUCAAAGACGGAUAAGGGUAAUUUAUUCAAUAUAUUGAGCAGAAAUAAUCUCAGUGACCUUCCACCGCUAUAUCACUCUAAUUUUUCUUAGCCAUUUGGAAAAGCAGCGGAACACAAUAUUGCAUAAUUUCCACCAUAUUUGUUUUCAGAGCUCUGUUUAAAAAAAAAAAAAAAAAAGACAUCCUAGAAACUCGUUGCUGAGCUGUACUGCGAUAAUUAUGGCAUCACUGCGGUGCAGGAUUAACAGCAGGAAGUCCUCACUUCUUUCUGUUCAGCUGUGGGUUCGUGCAGUGGAUCAUCUUACACUAAAGUGUCACAAAGGUCAAAUCUGCAUUCAGUAAACAGGGAAAUCUUUUGGACAGAGCCCAGGGAGAUCCCACUGGUGGGGGAAAAACUAGCUUGCAUGAUUGGACUUCUGGCUGAAAAAAUAAAUCACUGCGAGUUAUUUUGACUUGGACAAGGAAACACCACAACAUUUCCUUUAAUACUGUCAUAUGUCAGCACUUCGUUUUUACUCUUCAUGUUGAUUUUUGCUUACUUUACUCUAAUGGAGGGGGAUCUUUGGCUUCAUCUUUUAUUUGAACUUCCUGCCACCAGAAGCUGUUUGACUUUGUGAAAAUUUGGCAUGAGGAAAAUUCAGGGGAAAAGCAUAACCCUGAAACCUCUGUUCUUAAAUGAGAUUUAUUGUAGAAACAAAUUGUUUCUCAUCUGUCAUUCGGACUGCUUUAUUUUCACUAAGACACCUAAACAGUGUGCAAUACUACGUAAGUCUCGAUUCCAGCUCUUAUUUCUUUAUAUUUUGCCUUCAACCAAUCCGAUUUUUUUGUAAUAUCUUUAAGGUGGUUACGAGCAACAGUUCUACAGUCUUUCUGGAGGCCUUUCAGAGUUUUUCUUUGGACGUUGGGUCAUUCAGUCCAGUUCUUGUACCUGAUCAACCGGUCUUGUGCCCACCUUUAGACAACUUAGCAAAGAAGUAGCUUUAAAUUGAAUCUUUAGGCAGCCUGUCAGAAAACACAUUAUAUGCUCCCUUUUCUUUAGCUCCAUCUAUGAGUAAUUAUAAAAGCAUUUUGACAGAUAUAAUAAAGCAUUUCUGUACCAAUAAGAUGAUUCCCAUUCAGCUAUUAACUGAAAAAUAGGGAUAUCUCAACAAGGUGUGUGCCCUAAAGCAUUUGAGGAAACUGGACAAGUGGAGAACAAACAAUACACAUCAAGCCUGAAAAACUCUGUACAGCAAAUGAAAAGUAUCAGAGUAGGAAAAAAAUCCAGACCUGACACAUGACCUGAGUGAUGCAUCUGAACCUUCAGCCUCAUCAGAAAUGGUCACUGAAAGGUGGCUGUUAAGAAGCCAUUCCUGAGGUAAAAAGGGAGAAAAGACUGGGAUAUGCCAGAUAAUGCAAGAACUGGACUGAAAAUCAGUAACGGCAGGUCUGAUGGAGUUAUGAUUCCUCCCCAGAGCCUGGACUUCAGCGUUAUUAAAGCAGUGUGAAGAGCUUUAAAAUGUCCCUCAAGAAGCCUGGUGAACCAUUCCUGAAGAUCACUUAAAGAAAUGACAAGAAAGUUAAUCUAAGAAAGUUGGAUGGAUUAAAGAAUAAAGCUGAUUGAUGUUCAAACUUGUUAGAUGUGUACAAACUUUCAUACUCAACAGAGAACUUUGUUCUUGUUCUUGAGGCGGCAAGAUCAAAGUUUCUUGUCCCGGUUAUUUCAUACUUCAAACUUUGUCUGUGGUAAGGUGGGGUUUUGUUCUGGGGUCUGGGUGGUCUGUCUUUAUAUGCCACACGUGUUGUAUAGAUUUUCAUACUUGCUCACCACCUUGACCAGUUGUUUCUUAAAAUGAUCCGUUCAUCCUUGUUGAAAGUUUUGUAUCAGAAAAAAAAGGAAAUGGCAACUUUAUGCUUUGUUCUUUUCCACUUUAUAAACAGGUACUUUAAAUUUCUACAGAAAACAUUCAGAGCAAAUGAUCUGACAAGAACGAGCUGCAAGAACUCUCAAAAAUGACAUCAUUUUGUUCUUGCAGCCUCAAGUUUUCUGCCUUUGCAGAGGGCCUUAACAGAACUUAAACUAUAAGAGAGUUGGUCUCAGAGGGUUUCAUGCUGUGUUGGAAAAAGGCCUAUUUGGCCAGACAUUUACAUUCAAACUUUUUAGAAUUGCACAGGUGCUGUUUUUGCCUCAUUUUACUAUAUUUCCACUAAUGCUUGCAUAUUUCAAUAAAUCAUUGUACUUAUUUCUUGUUUUACAGGCAAUAUAUAAAGAAAGGUGGCUCAAGACAUUUGCACAGUACUGUAUAACAAGUAGGUCAGGGUUUAUGUGUUUGUGUGUGUUGUAGUAAAAGUAUGUCAGAGUUCACAGCUGUAUCCUCUCAGGAUUGUGCAAUAAUGUCAGCGCGAACGUGUCUCUGCUUCUCUGUAACUUCGCUCUCAGAUGAUCACUGUGCUGCAGGGCCUUUGCAAUGACGAUGACGAUAAUAGCUGUAAAAUCUACCAGAGCAUUACUGUAUCACCACACGAGAGGAGAUCCCAAGUGGACUAUCGCCUUUCCCUCUCCCACCGCUGUUGGCUCAAAACUAAUAAAAUGAACUGAUGCAGCGAGCAUCUGACAGGCUCGGUUUUGGCUUUCAGCCCAAAGUGCAGCAAGCCGAGAUUGUAGCAGAAACCCUCGUGCGAGUGUGGUCAUUACAGCUCUGGUUAUUGAGGAAAAAUGUGCAACACUGAGUAUCAGAAAACUGGUUUAUCCCCAGAGUGGAAUUCAUCAAAAAUAAGGAAUUCAUAAAAGAAACAUUUGCCGCAUGAGUGCUAUACACUCCUGAAUGAAAUUUUGAAUUAUAUGGUUAAAUAUUGGAUAAAUAAGGUCUUAAUAUAAGUUACGUUAUGCAACAGGUCAUUUGAGGCGAGUAAUUAUGGGUUAAGAUGGGACCCAGAUGGACUUCUGCACUGCUAAUAGAUCCUAUUAAGUAGCUGUUUUUAUUGGCUGUGGUGACAACUUUGGUUAAUGAGAUUCUUAAUUUACUCUGUUAUUUUUGUCCUGAUGUGUUUUGUAUGUAUGGCAUUCAGGAUUUUAUUUGUUCUUGCUUUUGUGUGUGAAAUAACAUUCCUAGAAAAGGUUUCACUGUGGUAACAAGAACAAUGUGACAAGACGUGACAGUUUGGGUCUCAAUCAUCUGUUUUUAUUGACAAAAGCUUGAUGUAAACCCAUUGACCCAUUUCACCCAUCUGUGAAAAGCUUUGAAUUUAUAUUAAUGAUAUAAUAAGGAUAAAUAGUUCUCUAAGUAUCCAAAUAGGGUGUUUUUAUGUCUAAUUAAAGUUAUGCACAUUAAAGUUGUGGUAGAAGUCCUCUUCAGCAUCUAAAAAAAUUACAAAGUGUACUGUUGUAAACAAAUUUAAAUAUAUUCUACUGUAAGUUUAAGUCUAUUUGAAGCAUUUAUCAGUAACUGAAACCUCUAAUAUGACAUUAUUAAUAUGUAAUUCAUUAUUUGUUUACUCAUUGUAGCUCUCAGGAGGAAUUUAAUUAGAUUUUAAGCAUUCAGUCUCUCCUGCCCUUACAAAAGUCAUAAUAAAGAGCUGAAAUGGGGAUUUGUUUUAAAUUAAAUUAGUUGAGAAUUAAUUUGACACAGUUGAAGGUGAAAAUUACUACUUUUUGGUUUCCAGGUUUUCUAACUUUGAACCUUCUGUUUAGCAAAUUAAAUAUUUACAAUUGUCAACUGUUGAUCAACAACUUCUCAUUUUUAUGAAAUUUUAUAAGCUGUUAAAUCAUACUGUUUAAAUGUUUGUGAAUGAUGAAGAAAGUAAGUUUCAUUUGGUUCUGGUCCUCUUAAGAAAACUGAUGCACAAAAGCUGAGCUGUUUCCUCACAAGCAUCAAAUAAAUCAGCCGCCUACGCUUCAUCAGGAGUUGGAACUUUGUCUUCAUUGUUCUGUUUUCUUUGCUUCUUUUGAAGUUUUUGUCAAAUUGAAGCAUAAAAUGUGUGAAACUAAUUUAAAUUAAACUGAAUGUAAUUCAA
This is a messenger RNA of Melanotaenia boesemani (Boeseman's rainbowfish), 6146 nucleotides long. RefSeq names its product neutral cholesterol ester hydrolase 1-like. Gene Ontology annotation, molecular function: carboxylic ester hydrolase activity. The transcript is spliced from 5 exons. Gene Ontology annotation, cellular component: membrane. The record is from RefSeq and is a predicted model, not a curated record. Bases 73 to 1293 code for a protein of 406 amino acids. NCBI's taxonomy places the organism in Eukaryota, Metazoa, Chordata, Actinopteri, Atheriniformes, Melanotaeniidae.